Macrosteles quadrilineatus (aster leafhopper) is the source of this 974-nucleotide messenger RNA. RefSeq lists its product as uncharacterized. The record is from RefSeq and is a predicted model, not a curated record. Bases 161 to 964 code for a protein of 267 amino acids. The transcript has 2 exons. NCBI's taxonomy places the organism in Eukaryota, Metazoa, Arthropoda, Insecta, Hemiptera, Cicadellidae.
UGCGCCAAUUUUUUAAUCUCGAGUUUGUUUGAAAUUUUUUGUGAAUAGUUUCUAUGCCCUUUUCAAAAACCACAAAACUACUAAUAAAGAUUUAAAACCUUUGCCACACCUUCAUUGGAUGAAAAAUCAACAGCAAGAAUAACCAACUUCAUUGUCUGAAAUGGAUAACAUUUCUAAAAAAUUUUUUCAAGUUUGCGUUAAACAAGAUAAGCUCCUACCACAAGCUCAGGGUGAGUUUAUGGACACCUUCCUAUCCGAGAUUUUCAAAUCGGACAUAAGCCAAGGAGUGUGUACGCCCACUGCUAGUCAGGAGCCUCUCGUAACCAAUGAGGGAGACGUUGAAAGAGCUGGAGAUGACCAGAAUAAGAGCGUAUUCACUAUGAUGGAGGAAUAUGAAAAAUCGUACAAUGAAAAUGAUGAUUAUUUCUUGCCUUACAAAUAUUCAUUGUUGCAGUCGAAACAACUCAAUGCUUGGGAAGAAUCUAUUCUUCAAAGUCAACCAAUGUUUCGACCAAAAAAGAUUGGUGUAACUAAUACUGCUACUUAUACAAUCAAACUUGAAUAUAUUAAGGAUGUAAAAGAAAAUGUUCUAGUAGAGGCACGAUCGGUAGGCAACAUAAAUUGUCAACAAAAAAAGAAUGGCCAAACUAAAACCAGCACUAACGAUCCAAGAAAUCAAAAUAUUAGGGAAAUGAAAGAAAAUGUUUCAAUAGAGGCGAGAUCAGGAGGAAACAAAAGGUCAGUACAAAAAAUGGUUGACGAAACCAUAACUAGCACCAAUCAAUCUGGAAUUGGAAACCCUAAGAAAGCAAAGCAUGUUUCGCUAGAGGAAAAAUCAGGAAGAAACGUAAAAUCCAAACCAAAAAAGUGUUGCAAAACCAGGAAGAGCACUGAUAGGCCUAGAAAUGAAGUUGAUAGCAUCGUCCGAGAUCACUUAUAUUGUAAGAACUACUCCUAUCUCUAACUUACUAGUC